AUGGGUGAUGGUGGCGAGUACGAGGACGAGGGCGAGGAAGGGUACGCAGAAGGAGGGCAAGGGUACGAUGGGGAAGGCGCCGCGUACGCGGGGGGAGGAGGCGAAGAGGAUCCUGGUGCAGGGUACAUUAAUCAGGAAGGAGAGGAGUUCGGACAAGAAAUGGAAGGAGGGGAGGGGUUUGCGGAAGAGGAGGAAAAUUGGCAAGUGGGAAGAGCGGGAGACGUUUACGCGAUGGGAGCGGGUAUGGAGAAUGGCCCAGAAGGGGAACAAGGGUUUGCGGAGGACGGGGUGGCGGCAUUUGCAGAUGCGGGUGAAGGAUACGAUGGGGAAGAUGGAAAUGCGUACGCAGGGGACGGGGCGCUGAAUCAGGCGGAAUUGGGGGAAGGCUACGCGGGAGAGGGGGGGGGAGGAGUUGCGGGAGAGGAGGCGGAAGGAUUUGCGGGAGAGGGGGGGGAUGGAGUUGCGGGAGAGGAGGGGGAAGAAUAUGCGGGAGAGGGAGGGGAUGGAGGUGCGGGAGAGCACGGGGAAGGAUAUGCGGGCGAGGGGGUGGAUGGAGUUGCGGGAGAGGAGGGUGAAGGAUAUGCGGGCGAGGGGGGGGAUGGAGUUGCGGGAUUUGAGGGGGGAGGAUAUGCGGGAGAGGGAGGGGAUGGAGUUGCGGGAGAGGAGGGUGAAGGAUAUGCGGGCGAGGGGGGGGAUGGAGUUGCGGGAGAGGAGGGUGAAGGAUAUGCGGGCGAGGGGGGGGAUGGAGUUGCGGGAGAGGAGGGUGAAGGAUAUGCGGGCGAGGAAGACCGAUGCGAUGAAGAGAACGGCGCUGCAAGCGACGCCGGAGAAGGUGGCGUACCUAUUCAGCCGCACAGUCAUGGAGCUGAAGAUGAUGACGACAUCGAGCAGAUCAUGUACCCUGGAGCGCAUGCAAUGGCCACACAACAGAGCCAGGCGUCGACAAUGGAUGAGGAUGUUGAGGCGUAG
Molecule: messenger RNA, 969 nt
Organism: Closterium sp. Yama58-4
Lineage: Eukaryota; Viridiplantae; Streptophyta; Zygnematophyceae; Desmidiales; Closteriaceae
Source: the annotation of a GenBank genome assembly